Messenger RNA from Cinclus cinclus, 2196 nucleotides. It is a transcript of the gene CSNK1G3, whose product is annotated as casein kinase 1 gamma 3. Gene Ontology annotation, molecular function: ATP binding; protein serine/threonine kinase activity. The record is from RefSeq and is a predicted model, not a curated record. The coding region runs from base 534 to 1907 and encodes 457 amino acids. Gene Ontology annotation, biological process: endocytosis; peptidyl-serine phosphorylation; positive regulation of canonical Wnt signaling pathway. The transcript is spliced from 14 exons. Gene Ontology annotation, cellular component: plasma membrane; cytoplasm; nucleus. NCBI's taxonomy places the organism in Eukaryota, Metazoa, Chordata, Aves, Passeriformes, Cinclidae.
GUGAGCAUGUCUAAGCGCUAAUUGUGUUUAUUAAGGAAGACAUUUUAUAGGGUUUUUUUGUUGUUUUUUGAAAAACAAUGGCGUGUUGAAAUUUUAGCACACUUCUUUCACCAAUGUAUCUUGCUGUUACAUAUUAGGAAUAAAAUUUACCCUAAAGUAGUGCUUUUCAUAGAGCUUUAAAGCAAAUAUAAUUAGUUAUAGUUUAAUUGUAUGACUAAUUGAAGGGAAAGGUAAUUUUGUACAAGAAUCUUAGUUUCUUGAAUAACUUUUUUUUUUCUUUUAGCAGAAUUUGUCUAAAGACUAGGGAAUACUGCUGCUGCCGUGCAUUCUGGAGAUACGUUUUACUACAGAUACCACCAAGGCUUUGCAAAGAGGAUGAAGACGCUGCUGUUGACUGCUUACUGACACUAACCAGCUGGGCCCUUCACUCAUGAUGUGAAGAACGAAAACAUUUUCACAUUGUCCAGUUAGAAUUUGCUUAUACUGAUUUUUAAAAAGAGGAGUAAAUCAAAGUGGAGUACCGUAAACUUGACAUGGAAAAUAAAAAGAAGGACAAAGACAAACCAGAUGAAAGAAUGGCACGGCCUAGUGGGAGAUCUGGUCAUAAUUCACGUGGAACUGGUUCUUCAAAUUCUGGAGUGUUAAUGGUUGGCCCUAACUUCAGAGUUGGUAAAAAAAUUGGAUGCGGUAAUUUUGGAGAACUGCGGUUAGGAAAAAAUUUAUACACAAAUGACUAUGUGGCAAUUAAGCUGGAGCCAAUGAAGUCGAGAGCACCACAGCUACAUUUGGAAUACAGAUUCUACAAGCAGCUAGGAUCUGGAGCUGAUGGAAUACCUCAGGUUUAUUAUUUUGGCCCAUGUGGCAAAUAUAAUGCUAUGGUGCUAGAACUACUUGGACCUAGUCUGGAAGAUUUAUUUGACUUGUGUGGUAGGACAUUUUCUCUUAAAACCGUUCUUAUGAUAGCCAUACAGUUGAUUUCUCGUAUGGAGUAUGUCCAUUCAAAGAACUUGAUAUACAGAGAUGUAAAACCUGAGAACUUCCUGAUAGGACGACCUGGAAACAAAACCCAGCAAAUUAUUCACAUAAUAGACUUUGGUUUGGCAAAAGAGUAUGUAGAUCCAGAAACAAAGAAGCACAUACCGUAUCGGGAACACAAGAGCCUUACAGGAACUGCUAGAUACAUGAGUAUAAAUACACAUUUAGGAAAAGAGCAAAGUAGAAGAGAUGAUUUGGAAGCUUUGGGUCAUAUGUUUAUGUAUUUUCUCAGAGGAAGUCUUCCAUGGCAAGGUUUAAAGGCAGAUACAUUAAAAGAACGUUACCAGAAAAUUGGAGACACUAAACGAGCAACUCCUAUAGAAGUCCUGUGUGAAAACUUCCCAGAGGAAAUGGCUACUUACCUGCGUUAUGUGAGAAGGUUAGAUUUUUUUGAAAAGCCAGACUACGACUACUUAAGAAAACUCUUCACAGACUUACUGGAUCGGAAAGGCUAUAUGUUUGAUUAUGAAUAUGACUGGAUUGGCAAACAGUUGCCUACUCCAGUGGGUUCAAUACAUUCAGACCCUGCAAUGUCUUCAAACAGAGAAGCGUAUCAGCACAGAGACAGGAUGCAAAAAUCCAAAAAUCAGUCAACAGACCACAGGGCCGCUUGGGACUCACAGCAAACCAAUCCACAUCAUUUGAGACCUCACCUGGCAUCGGACAGACAUGGUGGCUCUGUACAGGUAGUAAGCUCAACAAACGGAGAGCUGAACACGGAUGACCCAACUGCAGGCCGUUCAAAUGCACCCAUCACAGCUCCUGCAGAAGUAGAAGUAACGGAUGAAACAAACUGCCAGAAAGUGUUGAACAUGUGGUGCUGCUGCUUAUUCAAGCGGAGGAAAAGGAAAACCAUCCAGCGCAACAAAUGACUAGAAUCAAACAGUAUAUGGGAAAAUGAUUAUUUGUUCAACUGUUGUCUUGUGAUCUUAAAAAAAACCCAACAACAAAACCCAAAGCAAAAACCUCCAUAAUAAACACAUUUUCCAAGGACUCCCUGAGAAACAAUAUCAUGCCUCUGUGCUUUGAUUUGGUUCUUGUGCAUCCAUUUUCUGUUUCUUUAAUUCAUCUGUUCUGAAAGCUUUAAGAUAUUGUCAAAUAGGAGUGCUUCUUUGACCAUCAACAUACGGACCAAUGAAAUGAUAGCAAAUGAACAGUAUC